GAUGAAGAAUUACGUAAGGACUAUGACUACAUGCUGGACCACCCAGAGGAAUACUACAGCCACUACUACACCUACUACAGGAGAAGACUUGCUCCCAAAGUAGACGUUAGGAUAGUGAUUCUUGUAACUAUUUGUGCAAUUUCACUGUUUCAGUAUUACAGCUGGUGGAGUAGUUACACAGAAGCCAUCAACUACCUGAUGACCAUUCCCAAAUACCGCAUCCAGGCUACUGAACUGGCCAAGCAGCAAGGUCUGCUGAAUAGAACCAAAGAGAAGGGCAAGAACCGGCGCUCCAGAGAGGAGAUCCGUGAAGAGGAGGAGCAGAUUAUCAGAGACAUCAUCAAGAACAAGAUAGACAUCAAAGGCGGCUAUCAGAAGCCCAAUGUAUCUGAUAUUCUGCUUUGUCAAAUCAUUCUGUUCCCUUACCAUCUGUGCACCUAUGUGGCAUGGAACUUCUCGUGGUUUUACCGUUUCACCAUUCGCGGGGAGGAGUAUGGGGAUGAGGAGAGACUUUACAUUAUCCGCAAGUACAUGAAGAUGUCACAGGCUCAGUUUGAUAGUCUGGACAACAGCCUGAUAGAGACUUUCCUCAAGCAGCAGCUCUGGAUCAAAGAGAAUUAUGAGGUUUGAGAAGAUUUCUUUCAUUUUGUAGCAUUGAUUCCACAAAAUAGAGCAGUGAUAAUGUUUUUUGUAGACCAACCUGGAAGUUACCAUCCCCCUGGUUCCCUCAACAAAAUUCCAAUAGUUUUCCAUUUGGAUUAUUGCAGAAAAGAAUCCC
Sinocyclocheilus grahami is the source of this 778-nucleotide messenger RNA. RefSeq names its product dnaJ homolog subfamily C member 25-like. The record is from RefSeq and is a predicted model, not a curated record. The annotation marks the transcript as partial. Lineage: Eukaryota; Metazoa; Chordata; Actinopteri; Cypriniformes; Cyprinidae. Gene Ontology annotation, cellular component: endoplasmic reticulum membrane. Gene Ontology annotation, biological process: protein folding. The transcript is spliced from 2 exons.